Molecule: messenger RNA, 1330 nt
Organism: Zerene cesonia (dogface butterfly)
Lineage: Eukaryota; Metazoa; Arthropoda; Insecta; Lepidoptera; Pieridae
Gene: Ada
Product: adenosine deaminase-like protein
Exons: 7
Coding region: 158-1330 (390 amino acids)
Biological process (GO): inosine biosynthetic process; adenosine catabolic process
Molecular function (GO): adenosine deaminase activity
Source: RefSeq, a predicted model, not a curated record
UUGACUUUGGAGUUAGGCGUAUUACUUUACUCUAUUUCUGUUUGAAUUUUGAAUUCGAUUAAAUUGUUUGUAUUUUGUUCGUAAAAACUAAGAACUUGGAACUAGAAACAUAAUUUAAUUUGUCUCUGUAGUCCAACAUAGGUACAAAAAACAAAAUAUGGAUCUAAAUAAAUUGUGUCCUGAAAUGCCGAAAGUUGAACUACAUGCCCAUUUGAAUGGUUCUUUAAGUCGAGCAACUCUGCUUGAGCUUAAGCGUUGUUAUGCAGAUUCUGGUGUCAGCGAUACUACCAAUGCAUUCUUGGAUGAAUUUCAAAUAGGUGCGGGUGAUACUAGAAAUUUAACUGACUGUUUCCAAGUAUUCAACAUAGCACAUUCUCUAACAAAAACACCAGAAACACUAUCAUUAGCAACCCAAUUGACCUUAAAGGAAUUCCAAGAGGAUGGCUGUUGUUAUAUUGAACUGCGCAGUACACCUAAAGAAACACCAUUUAUGACAAGUAAACAAUAUAUUGAAGCUAUUGCCAAUACUAUGAGAAGUAAUGCUCAUCUGUCGAUUAAAUCUCGGCUCAUUGUAUCUAUAAAUAGAAGUAGUUCAAUCAAAGAAGCAGAAUCAAUAGCCGACUUAGCUAUCUGCUGUUACAAGCAGUACCCCGAUGUAAUUGUUGGCAUUGAACUAAGUGGAAAUCCCAGUGUGGGGAAGUUUGGAGACUUUGUACCUGCCUUGUCUCGAGCCAGGCAUGCUGGUUUAAAUAUAACCCUCCAUUGUGGUGAAGUGUGCAAUCCUGCAGAAGUAUUAGAAAUGUUACAGUUCAAACCAAACCGAAUUGGUCAUGGGGUUUGUAUUCAUCCUGAUUUUGGUGGGACUGAGGAAACUUGGCAAGCAUUGUGUAAAUCACAGAUACCAGUUGAAAUCUGCUUGACAAGUAAUGUGAAUACAAAAUCUACUCCUGAUUAUAAUUCACACCAUUUUAAGGAGCUCUACAAUGCAAAUGUACCCGUUAUAAUAUGUACUGAUGAUAAAGGAGUGUUUUCUACAUCUCUAUCACAAGAGUACAGAAUAUGUGCAGAUGUAUUUGGUUUACAGCCUUCACAAUUGGCAAAAUUAGCUCUAAAUGCAGUUAACUAUAUAUUUGCUGAAGAUGAACGCAAAAGCAUUGUGGAAAAAAUGAUGAAUUUUAUAAAUAAAAAUUCUUUAGAGAAUGUGUUAUGUUUAUACGUAUUUUAUUCUUCAAUAAUUUAUUCGAACUGUCCCAAUUUACAUAGAAAUGCAAACAUACUUCGAUCAACGUUCAGGACGUUGCAGGACGUUCUAGCCGUGACGUCUUUAUAA